Suncus etruscus (white-toothed pygmy shrew) is the source of this 899-nucleotide messenger RNA. RefSeq names its product nuclear body protein SP140-like protein. Gene Ontology annotation, molecular function: protein binding; DNA-binding transcription factor activity, RNA polymerase II-specific. Gene Ontology annotation, biological process: regulation of transcription by RNA polymerase II. The record is from RefSeq and is a predicted model, not a curated record. Gene Ontology annotation, cellular component: nucleus. The coding region runs from base 8 to 574 and encodes 188 amino acids. NCBI's taxonomy places the organism in Eukaryota, Metazoa, Chordata, Mammalia, Eulipotyphla, Soricidae. The transcript is spliced from 6 exons.
AACACAGAUGUCUUUCCAGGAUGCCUUAUACGACCCUUGUCCAGAAAACUCAAAUAUAUGUGUGGUGUGUGGCAAUAGUGGAACACUCUUUUGCUGUGAUUCUUGUCCAAGAUCCUUUCAUGAAAAAUGUCACAUCCAUCCUAUCAAUCGUAAAAGGGACCCAUGGUAUUGCCUCUUCUGCUGUAUAAAGGGGAUCCAGGAAAAUCUCUCCCCAGAUAAGUGUCAUCAGGAAUCAGAAGUUCUGAUAAGUCCGAUGAAUUAUGUGAACAAAAUGAAAUGCAAGUUCCUCCUUUUGAAGAUAUUUAGUUUUCCCAAAAGCUCCUUUUUCAUCCGAGAACCUUAUUAUAGUAGAGAUCAGAUGUGUGAGGUCUUGAAGAAACCCAUGUGGUUAAACAAGAUCAAGAGGAAUCUUAUUGGGAGAGAGUACUUGAACGUGGGACAGUUUGUGGCGGACAUUCGCCUCGUUAUUGAGAAUCACAAGAUAAUGUACAAGAAUGAAAGCAUCGUCAAUCUGGCAUAUCAACUGGAAAAAGAAUUUGAGAAUCACUUCAAAACCAUAUUUGAAAUUCAGUAAAUAGCAAAAAGAGUUUCCAGUCUGAGAAAUUUCUUCUAUAAUGUAUCAAACGUCUGUCUGGUUCUUCAGAACUCCCAGCAGCUAUAGGAUACCAGGUGCUAGUCCCUCUAACCAUUGUGUCUUUGGGACCAAAAGAUAAUGGAUAUAGGAGAGGGGCCAUUUGCUGCUAGGAAUGGAACCCAGGGCCUCAUACAUAUAUGCAAGGGAGGUGGUGCACUACCACUGAGCCACAUCCCCAACACCACUGCCCAUUUGUCUGUACCUCUGCAAAUAGUAUCUAUCAUGCUCUUUUUCCAAGAUUUAUGUUGCUGUUGUCAUUACACUU